Messenger RNA from Mugil cephalus (flathead mullet), 1658 nucleotides. RefSeq names its product MCL1 apoptosis regulator, BCL2 family member b (gene mcl1b). NCBI's taxonomy places the organism in Eukaryota, Metazoa, Chordata, Actinopteri, Mugiliformes, Mugilidae. The coding region runs from base 156 to 989 and encodes 277 amino acids. The transcript has 3 exons. The record is from RefSeq and is a predicted model, not a curated record. Gene Ontology annotation, biological process: mitochondrial fusion; release of cytochrome c from mitochondria; extrinsic apoptotic signaling pathway in absence of ligand. Gene Ontology annotation, molecular function: protein homodimerization activity; protein heterodimerization activity; channel activity. Gene Ontology annotation, cellular component: mitochondrial outer membrane.
UCACUUCCGUUCAUCAGGACUGCCGCCAUGUACCAAGUGUGAACGUUAGGGAAAGGGCUAGCUUUUUGUUUUUACACAGGCUAGCAUAAAACCUUUACUAAUCGUUUGUUUAAUUUGAAAUAAGACUAAACCAAUUCUCAACCCUUUAAGCCAAAAUGAAUAUUAUUCAGACUCCGAAACGGGCCGCCAUCCUGAGUUGUUUAAUUCUUCCUCAAAAUGGAGUCGCAGACUACGGAUCCAGAGAUUCCUCACAGCAACUCGCCAUGGGCGCAUCUAUGGAUUCUCACAACGGCAAUGUCGUGUCCUCCGAUGCACCAAAACGGCCGAAGAACCUGGUAGUGCCUAUAUCUAACGGGUAUGCAACAAAAAGCCUUCGGGAGAACAGCGAGGAGAUCGAGGACGGCUCUUUGCCGUGUACGCCGGAGUUGGAUAGCGACACCGAGAUCUCCAGUUGCCCAGCCGGGGAUGAAGUGUUGGAGAGUGACACGAGGCAAAUCAUUAGCCGUUUGCUUAAAGACUCAAUCGGACUUUCAAAACCGCGGUGGAAUGAAAGCAAAGUACUAUCAACAAUGAAAAGAGUUGUGGGGGACGUUUUGGAAAAACACAGAUACGCGUACAAUGGUAUGAUCAACAAAUUGUCACUGGAUGACAGAGGGGAUGAUAUGACAUUUGUCACUUCAGUAGCCAAGAGCCUCUUUGCAGAUGGGACAACCAACUGGGGGCGAAUCGCCAGCUUGUUGGCCUUCGGGGUAGUGGUGUGUCAGUACCUGAAGGAGAGAGGCAGGCUGAACUGUGUGGAGCUUGUGAGCCAGGAGAUUUCCACGUACUUGCUUUUUGACCAGCGAGACUGGCUGGUCAAAAACAACUCUUGGGAUGGCUUUGCAGAGUUCUUUCGCGUAGCAGACCCUGAGUCAACGGUCAGGAACACACUCAUGGCCUUUGCUGGAUUUGCCGGUAUUGGGGCAACAUUGGCCCUGCUGAUCAGGUGAAUUUGUUGGACACUCAAAGAAAAAUGUGCAUCUUUUUUUAAGAACUCUUUUGCUUGAGUUUGGAUUAAAGAAGAUCGAAAGGAUGGCUUUCACCAGUUGUUCCUUUUCACUUUAUCAUGGCCCCACUCCUGCAAAAUGACAAAUGGACUUCACCUCAGAAUUCUGCUUUUUAUUUAAUUUUUGAUAGUUUAUUUUUCUAACUGUGUAAUUUGUGAUUAAAUUUGCUAUGGGAAAUCAGUUGAACUGAUCAGUGGUAUUUACUCACUGCUUUAUAAUAUCACAGUUUUGUGGUGGUAAUGGUAAAGAAGCCCCAGGCCAAAGCAAGGAAGGAAAUGUGUAUUUUUCCAUGUCAUGCAGCCAUGAAGCCCAUUUCCAUACAGACCAUUCAUAACCCCAUUUAAAUGGACGUCUCAAUCAACUAAGAGGCAGAGAGGGUGGAUUUGCAUUAGUGUAGCUGUACGUCUGCACUAGGGGACAUUGCUCAAGAACCACACACGGACUUUUGUACAAGAUUGUGGACAGUUUGAGUCUGUUUGUAAAAAAUCACAAGGACUAUGAGAUGAACAGAACACAAAGGUCGACGGACUUAUUUUCUCAGAGAAACAGACAAUGAUAACAGAUUACAACUAUAAGCUCUGUACAGAAAAUAAAAGACAGUAAUUAAAUUCA